UGAGCACGGCGACAGUGACCAUGGGCCCACCCGCUACACCGACCGACGACGCGCCAGCCUCUCGCGACCCGCCCUCGCCGCCCCUCGCCUCACCUCCUCGGACUCGCUCGUCGACCCACUCGUACCCGCCUCGGUCGGCCCCGGUAGAACGGCCAGUACCGCCACUCGAGCCGCCAGACCGCGGCAAGGCCGCCUACCUGUUCCUCCUCGGCGCUUUCUCCAUCGAGACGGUCGUCUGGGGCUUGCCGUCGUCUUAUGGCCUGUUCCUCGAGUACUACCAGCGCGAGGGCGUCAACGGCCAUGCCGCAUCAAGCUCGUUGCUGCCGCUCGUCGGAACCGUCUCGUCCGGUGCCAUAUACCUGCUCGGCCCGCCGAUCAGCUUCCUCCUCAACCCGAGACCGCGUUGGCGCCUCAACAUCAUCCGGGCCGGCGCCCUCAUCUGCUCCCUCAGCCUCCUGCUCAGCUCCUUCGCGACAGCGCCGUGGCAGCUGCUCCUCACGCAGGGCCUCCUCUACUCGAUCGGCGGCGCCAUGGCCUACUACUCGACCUUCUACUACCUCCAGGAAUGGUACGUCGAGCGGCGCGGGUUCGCCAACGGCGUCUGUUUCGCCGGUACGGCCGCGGGAGGCCUCGUCCUGCCCUUCAUCCUCCAGGCCCUCCUCGAGAAGUACGGCGCAGCCACCACGCUACAAGCUCUUUCAGUCUCGACGUUCGUACUCCUCGGCGCCGCCCUUCCGCUCGUUCGCCCUCGACUCCCUCUACCGCCCAAGAGCGCCGACAUGCGCCACGAGAAGAAGGAGGAGGACCCGCCUCGCGAGGACCGCGCCGUCGUCGACGAGCCGUCGCGCCCGCAGCAGCCUGAGAAGGUUACGGCCAAGCGCCUCUUCAAGAACAUCAAGCUGUGGGUGUUCCUCGCGGCAAACAUCGGGCAAGCGUUCGGCUACUUCGUCACGCUCCUUUAUCUCCCGACCUACGCCUCGGCCGUUGGUCUGUCGGGCGCAGAAGGCUCGGCCCUGCUCGCCUCGGUCAACGGCGCAUGCGUCCUGUCGCGCGUCGCCAUGGGCGUCCUGAGCGACAAGCACUCGCCGCAUCGCCUCGGCUUUGGGACCAUGCUCGCUUCGUCGGUCGCCGUCCUCAUCCUGUGGGGCGUAGCCUCCACCUCCCUGCCGCCUUUACUCGUCUUUUCGAUCGUCCUCGGCCUCGCCGCUGGCGGCUGGACGUCGCUGUACUCGUCCAUCAUCAACAGCGUCGUGCGGGACGACCCGGCCCUCGCCUCGCACCUAUUUUCGACCCUGUCCUUCACUCGCGGUCUCGGCGCCCUCCUCGUGGCGCCCAUCUCGACGGCACUCAUUGCGCACCCGCUUCACGGUGCGUCGGCGCACACGGCGUACGGCGCUGCGGGCGGCAAGUACGGCGGCGUCGUCCUCUUUGCCGGGCUCGCGAUGGGAGUGGCGGCCGGGUGCGAGGCGGUCGAGGCGCUCCUGCAUUGAGUCAGACGCUACUCU
Rhodotorula graminis WP1 is the source of this 1505-nucleotide messenger RNA. RefSeq lists its product as uncharacterized. The record is from RefSeq and is a predicted model, not a curated record. Gene Ontology annotation, molecular function: transmembrane transporter activity. Gene Ontology annotation, biological process: transmembrane transport. Bases 21 to 1490 code for a protein of 489 amino acids. The transcript is spliced from 9 exons. Gene Ontology annotation, cellular component: fungal-type vacuole membrane. Lineage: Eukaryota; Fungi; Basidiomycota; Microbotryomycetes; Sporidiobolales; Sporidiobolaceae.